UCUCUCUCUCUCUCUCUAACAUUUCUCCUUCUGAGUGAGCAGUUUCCAAAUCCACAUGUUCUCCGCCGCCGCUGAUCUCCCUCUUCCGAUUCGCAGAUCUUGAUUUAAAAAAAAAAAAAACUAAAAAAAAUCCUGCAUUGCAACCGGUUUUGUUCUUGGCAUUUUAUCAUUGAUUCCCCGAUCCGGUCACUCCGGAUCUGCGAAGAAAAACACAAAAAAAAAUGGAGCGUUUUCACAAUUUGAAGAAGAUCUGGGUGUUGCUGAUUUUCGCGGGGUUUCUCCAAUUGGGGAAUGGGUUUUAUCUCCCGGGCAGUUACCCACACAACUAUGGAAUCGGGGAUUAUCUGAAUAUGAAGGUCAAUUCACUGACUUCAAUCGACACCGAAAUCCCCUACAGCUAUUACAGCUUGCCCUACUGUCUGCCCCAAGGUGGUAUUAAGGACAGUGCCGAAAAUCUCGGGGAGCUCCUGAUGGGCGACAGGAUCGAGAAUUCUCCGUACAGGUUCAAGAUGUACACGAACGAGACCGAUAUUUUCCUCUGCCAGACGAAACCCUUGUCGGCCGACGAGUUCAAGCUUCUCAAGAAGAGGAUCGACGAAAUGUACCAGGUGAACGUCAUUCUCGAUAACCUGCCCGCGAUUCGGUACACCAAGAAGGACGAUUUCAUGCUGAGGUGGACUGGCUACCCCGUCGGCGCGAAGGUUCAAGAUUCGUACUACGUGUUCAAUCACUUGAAAUUCACGGUGCUUGUCCACAAGUACGAGGAGACGAACGUGGCUCGCGUGAUGGGCACUGGGGACGCGGCUGAGUUGAUCCCGACCGUCGGAAAUGAUGGAUCCGACGCACCUGGUUACAUGGUCGUCGGAUUCGAAGUGGUGCCUUGUAGCUAUCAGCACAGUGGCGACACUUUGAAGAAAUUGAACGCGUACGAGAAAUACCCAUCUCCAAUCAACUGCGAUCCAGGCACUGUAGCUAUGGCGAUUAAGGAAAACGAGCCGGUGGCCUUUUCGUACGAGGUUUCGUUCGUCGAGAGAGACGACAUCAAAUGGCCUUCGAGAUGGGACGCGUAUCUGAAAAUGGAGGGUGCGAAGGUGCACUGGUUCUCGAUUCUCAACUCUUUGAUGGUGAUCACUUUCUUGGCAGGGAUAGUGCUCGUAAUUUUCUUGAGAACCGUACGAAGGGAUCUUGCUCGGUACGAGGAGCUCGAUAAAGAAGCACAAGCACAAAUGAACGAAGAAUUGUCCGGAUGGAAGCUUGUCGUGGGCGAUAUUUUCCGAGCCCCUUCAAAUCCUUCGCUUCUGUGUGUGAUGGUCGGUGACGGGGUUCAAAUACUCGGAAUGGCAGUUGUCACGAUCCUAUUCGCCGCGCUAGGGUUUAUGUCCCCUGCUUCUCGAGGAACGCUGAUAUCUGGUAUGCUGUUCUUCUACAUGGUUCUUGGAAUCGCAGCUGGUUAUGUGGCUGUACGUAUGUGGAGAACAAUCUACGUUGGAGAUCACAAAGGCUGGAUGUCGGUCUCGUGGAAAGCCGCGUGCUUUUUCCCCGGUAUUUCGUUCUUUAUAUUCACCAUCUUGAAUUUCCUUCUAUGGCAUAGCAACAGCACGGGAGCGAUUCCCUUUUCGAUAUUUGUCGUUCUGAUUUUACUAUGGUUCUGCAUUUCGGUCCCACUCACACUUGUUGGUGGGUACUUUGGUGCGAGGGCGCCGCACAUAGAAUACCCAGUUCGAACGAAUCAAAUUCCUCGCGAAAUCCCGCCCCAGAAAUACCCGUCUUGGCUUCUGGUUCUUGGUGCUGGUACAUUACCUUUCGGGACGCUUUUUAUCGAGCUUUUCUUUAUAAUGUCGAGUAUUUGGAUGGGGAGAGUGUACUAUGUUUUCGGGUUCCUUUUCGUGGUUAUGAUUCUUUUGGUGGUGGUGUGUGCUGAGGUGUCGCUUGUGCUUACGUACAUGCAUCUGUGCGUCGAGGAUUGGAAGUGGUGGUGGAAGUCUUUCUUUGCUUCUGGUUCGGUUGCUAUAUAUAUAUUCCUUUACUCGGUGAAUUAUUUGAUAUUUGACCUAAAGAGCUUGAGUGGGCCCGUCUCUGCUACUCUCUACCUCGGUUAUUCGCUCUUUAUGGUUGUUGCUGUUAUGCUUGCUACCGGCACCGUUGGGUUUCUUUCUUCGUUCUGGUUCGUGCAUUACCUCUUUUCUUCUGUUAAGCUCGAUUAAAUGUUUUUGAUUAGCUUGCCGUGAAGCAGCUUUUAAAGGUUCAUUUCUUGUUUUUUUUUAUAUCUUUUUUUGUUUCGGAGGAUUUGGAUGAACAAGAAUAACAGUAAGAAGUUUUGUUGAAACUUUUUUUUUGUUUCUUUUCUAUAGAUAAAAGUAUUUGAGAAUGGUAGCCGAAUAGGGUUUUCAUAGAUAUAUGAUCGGAUACACGGUUAGUCGGUUCUUGAUUUGUAUUAAUAACGAUGAUCUAUUGUUCAUCUGCUGUUUUGAUAUGAUCAAGGACGUGAUUAUUUGGUCUCGUCUCAAAUGAUUCAUUUGUCGUCGUUUAUGAUCUGAUGUAACGAACUUCAUUUAAGAAUCUAUACUAUUACUUACCCUCA
Messenger RNA from Erythranthe guttata (spotted monkey flower), 2581 nucleotides. RefSeq names its product transmembrane 9 superfamily member 11. Lineage: Eukaryota; Viridiplantae; Streptophyta; Magnoliopsida; Lamiales; Phrymaceae. Gene Ontology annotation, biological process: protein localization to membrane. The record is from RefSeq and is a predicted model, not a curated record. Gene Ontology annotation, cellular component: membrane.